AUGGAGCCCAUCAAGGUCCAAUCAGAAGGUGGACUGAAUGUGACCCUUACCAUUCGGCUGCUGAUGCACGGCAAGGAGGUUGGAAGUAUCAUAGGAAAGAAAGGGGAGACAGUGAAGAAAAUGCGUGAAGAUAGUGGCGCUCGUAUCAACAUCUCAGAAGGCAACUGUCCCGAACGGAUAGUCACCAUCACUGGGCCUACGGAUGCCAUCUUCAAGGCCUUCGCAAUGAUAGCCUACAAGUUUGAGGAGGAUAUCAUCAACUCUAUGAGCAACAGUCCUGCCACCAGCAAACCUCCUGUGACUCUAAGGCUUGUGGUGCCAGCUAGCCAGUGUGGCUCUCUCAUUGGCAAAGGAGGCUCCAAAAUAAAAGAGAUGAGAGAGUCCACUGGUGCUCAGGUCCAGGUAGCAGGCGACAUGCUACCCAACUCAACCGAGAGGGCGGUGACCAUUUCUGGGGCGCCGGAGGCCAUCAUACAGUGUGUCAAACAGAUAUGUGUGGUGAUGCUGGAGUCCCCACCGAAAGGUGCCACAAUCCCCUACCGUCCCAAGCCUGCCUCCACCCCUGUCAUUUUUUCAGGUGGCCAGGUAAGAGCAGACCCACUGGGGGCGUCCACAGCCAACCUCAGCCUCUUACUGCAGCACCAGCCACUGCCUGCUUACACCAUCCAAGGACAGUAUGCCAUCCCUCAUCCAGAUUUGAGCAAGCUCCACCAGUUGGCUAUGCAGCAAACCCCCUUUACCCCCCUCGGACAGACCACCCCUGCCUUUCCCGGUCUGGAUGCCAGUAACCAGGCCAGUACUCAUGAACUCACCAUUCCCAAUGAUCUAAUAGGCUGCAUAAUUGGACGUCAGGGAACCAAAAUCAACGAGAUCCGUCAGAUGUCUGGGGCACAGAUCAAAAUUGCUAACGCCAUGGAAGGGUCAUCGGAGCGCCAGAUCACCAUCACAGGGACCCCUGCCAACAUAAGCCUGGCCCAGUACCUCAUCAAUGCAAGGUUUCGAGACGUUGCGGCCAUGUGGAACGACCCAUCCUCCAUGACCACAUCCUGA
This is a messenger RNA of Nerophis lumbriciformis (worm pipefish), 1050 nucleotides long. The record is from RefSeq and is a predicted model, not a curated record. Lineage: Eukaryota; Metazoa; Chordata; Actinopteri; Syngnathiformes; Syngnathidae.